Messenger RNA from Scylla paramamosain (green mud crab), 1083 nucleotides. RefSeq lists its product as uncharacterized. The transcript is spliced from 4 exons. The record is from RefSeq and is a predicted model, not a curated record. Lineage: Eukaryota; Metazoa; Arthropoda; Malacostraca; Decapoda; Portunidae. Bases 251 to 622 code for a protein of 123 amino acids.
GGGAAGGUUUACUCUCUCUCUCUCUCUCUCUCUCUCUCUCUCUCUCUCUCUCUCUCUCUCUCUUGGCUUCGUUGUCAGUCAUGAAAAGGGGACAUCGCCCUCUUCUCAUCUUCUUUCUUCCUCUGCAAGUUUCUCAUCUUCCUCCCUCCUCCUCCUCUCCCUCCUCCUCCCGGCGCCAACACCCGCCUAUGAUGAGUUCGUCUCUGCUGCUCUUCCUCCUGCUGGCAACUUCAUCUCAAGGCCUACCUUCAUGAUGGACAUGCGCGAGGUGUUAGGGGCGUCCAAGUGGUUCCUAGCAGCUGAUCUCCAGACGGUGACCUUGUCCAGUGACCAGCAGUGCGUGACCUUCGUGGUGCACUUCAUGGGCCCCAGCGCAGGUCGUCUUGAGCUGGACUUAUCCCGCGUGCUGGCUGGCCGCAAUCUGGACCCCCCACCAUCAUCAUCAGGGGCGUGUCCUGACCCGGACCGCCCCAAGAAGCUGCCCUACAGGACCUGCGGGAGCCUGGAGGAGGAGACACUGCUGGAGGACCAACACCCCGUGGGAUCUCAAGGGCGGUGUUGCCGGAGCUGGCCUCGCCUCCGCCCUGCUGCUGCCUCUGCUUCACCUCAUCGCCUGCGAUAAACCCAUCAACAUCAAGGCAUCUUGGUUUUCGCGUCCAUCCCCGCCCCCCUUAGUUCCUCUCACCCUGCAUAGGGGGCCUGUACAUUAUGUAGAUAGGAGGCUAUAAUUGUUUUAAAUUAUAGAUAUAUUAUGCAAUAAUUAUCUUUAUGCAUAUAUAUAUAAAAUGCAAUAAUGUUCGUUAUGCAUAUAUACAAAAUACAAUAAUAGUGUUCGUUUCCCUUUCCUGGAUGUGAAUACGAUGCCAGCUGUGGGGAGUGGAUAGAGAGGUUGGCGAGUGCCAGAGUGUGGAAGCUUAAACUUUUCAACAAAACCAUUUUUACUCAAAACGUGCAGUUACUCGUUUCGCUUACAAAAUACCUCGAAGACUCUCCGGAGAAACACCACGACCAUUUUCAGAUAUGAGCAAACUUAGUUUUUAUUAAAUAAAAACUAUACAUAUAUUUUUUUAUAUUAAAAACUAU